CUGGAGGGGGACUCCAUGGACCAGGACGUGGAAAGCCCAGUGGCCAUUCACCAGCCAAAGCUGCCUAAGCAGGCCAGGGACGACCUGCCCAGACACAUCAGCCGGGACAGGACCAAAAGGAAAAUCCAGAGGUAUGUGAGGAAGGAUGGGAAGUGUAACGUCCACCACGGCAACGUGCGGGAGACAUACAGAUACCUGACGGACAUCUUCACCACCCUGGUGGACCUGAAGUGGAGAUUCAACCUGUUGAUCUUUGUCAUGGUCUACACCGUGACGUGGCUUUUCUUUGGGAUGAUCUGGUGGCUGAUUGCAUACAUCCGGGGAGAUAUGGACCACAUAGAGGACCCCUCGUGGACUCCCUGCGUUACCAACCUCAAUGGGUUUGUCUCUGCUUUUUUAUUCUCGAUAGAGACAGAAACCACCAUCGGUUAUGGCUACCGGGUCAUCACGGACAAGUGCCCCGAGGGAAUUAUUCUCCUCUUAAUCCAGUCCGUGUUGGGGUCAAUUGUCAAUGCCUUCAUGGUAGGAUGUAUGUUUGUGAAAAUAUCCCAGCCCAAGAAGAGGGCAGAGACCCUGGUCUUUUCCACCCAUGCAGUGAUCUCCAUGCGGGAUGGGAAACUGUGCCUGAUGUUCCGGGUAGGGGACCUGAGGAAUUCCCACAUUGUGGAGGCCUCCAUCAGAGCCAAGCUGAUCAAGUCCAAACAGACGUCAGAGGGGGAGUUUAUUCCCCUCAACCAGACGGAUAUCAACGUAGGGUACUACACGGGGGAUGACCGGCUCUUUCUGGUGUCACCAUUGAUUAUUAGCCAUGAAAUUAACCAACAGAGUCCCUUCUGGGAGAUCUCCAAAGCCCAGCUGCCUAAAGAGGAACUGGAGAUUGUGGUCAUCCUGGAGGGAAUGGUGGAAGCCACAGGAAUGACUUGCCAAGCCCGAAGCUCCUACAUCACCAGUGAGAUCUUGUGGGGUUACCGGUUCACACCUGUCCUAACGCUGGAAGACGGGUUCUACGAAGUUGACUACAACAGCUUCCAUGAGACCUAUGAGACCAGCACCCCAUCUCUUAGUGCCAAAGAGCUGGCAGAGCUGGCUAACCGGGCAGAGCUGCCCCUGAGUUGGUCUGUGUCCAGCAAACUGAACCAACAUGCAGAACUGGAGACAGAAGAGGAAGAGAAGAACCCAGAAGAACUGACGGAGAGGAACGGUGACGUGGCAAACCUAGAGAAUGAGUCCAAAGUGUAG
Apodemus sylvaticus (European woodmouse) is the source of this 1239-nucleotide messenger RNA. RefSeq names its product potassium inwardly rectifying channel subfamily J member 6 (gene Kcnj6). NCBI's taxonomy places the organism in Eukaryota, Metazoa, Chordata, Mammalia, Rodentia, Muridae. The record is from RefSeq and is a predicted model, not a curated record. Gene Ontology annotation, biological process: potassium ion import across plasma membrane; regulation of monoatomic ion transmembrane transport. The transcript has 2 exons. Gene Ontology annotation, cellular component: plasma membrane. Gene Ontology annotation, molecular function: G-protein activated inward rectifier potassium channel activity. Bases 16 to 1239 code for a protein of 407 amino acids.